Messenger RNA from Gongylonema pulchrum, 342 nucleotides. NCBI's taxonomy places the organism in Eukaryota, Metazoa, Nematoda, Chromadorea, Rhabditida, Gongylonematidae. The record is from the annotation of a GenBank genome assembly.
ACACUAACCUUAGCAGAACCUGAAGCUUGUGAACGAAAUUGCGGUUUGGUAAAGGAAGAUCCUCCAAUUUUGAUGAAAAGUCGGCCGCACGCUCACAGCCAUGGCGUGCGCAGCAUCACAUUUGUGCUUGCAAUAUCGUUCCACGCUGUCAUUGAAGGUCUCGCUUUUGGUGUCCAGGUGUUAUUGCAUGAACGAGACAACGAGCACCCCAAUCUUCUGAAACUUAUUUUUAUGCUGACGGGAUUCGCACUGAUUGGAGGGCUGCGAUUUUUCGAUGAACAUUCACACGAACAUUCUUAUGGAUCUCAUGAAAAAUUGGCUGCCACUUCCGCAUCACCUUAG